AAAAAAUAUCAAUUUUGCAAAAAAACCUUAACGUUUUUAUAAUUCUCGGGGUCGAUUUUAUAUUACAACUUGAUUAUAAAAACCCAUCAAACUUUAAAACCAUUUCCUAUUGUGUUUACUUUUGAUUACAAUCAGCUGAGUUUUGUUGUCAUUGUUUUAAAUUGUCAUCGAAAUUACGCCUUAUAUCCACAUCUGUUAAUUUGCGAAUCAAAUAAAUAAAAUGAACGAAAUAAAAUCCCUCGAACAUGCAACUUUAAAGAUUUAUUUAUACCCUAAGUCGGAACCAAACUCUUUUUGUUCUUUUCUUAAUUUUUUAAUACAGGUAGAAAAGCUGACAACAAUGAAACGCAAAGCCUCAGAAGCUAUCAACGAAGAGGUGCAAGCCGCUUAUGUUUGCAAGAAGCGGCUCGAUCACCUCAAGGAGCAAGCUGAAGCCUUACAGGAUCCCGUUGCUGCUCAAACUUCUCUGAACCAAUGGCGCAAGGUUCGCUUGGACCGAAUGUUGGUGGACUACUUCCUGAGGAACGGUUACUAUGACUCCGCUACCAAGUUGGCGGACGCUAAGGAUCUGCGCGACCUCACUAACGUUGACAUCUACCAGGCGGCGGCGCAGGUGGAGCGCGAGCUGGCGGCGCGGCGCACGGCGCGCGGCCUGCAGUGGUGCGCCGACAACAAGUCCAAGCUGCGCAAGAUCAACUCCACCAUGGAGUUUAAUAUACGCAUACAGGAGUUCAUAGAACUGGUCAGAGCUGAGCGGCGGCUGGAAGCUGUGCGUUACGCCAAGAAGCACUUCUCCUCGUACGAAGAGGGCCAACUCCGAGAUAUCCAGCACUGUAUGGGCAUGCUGGCCUUCCCCAGCGACACGGGUAAUUACAUUACACACUAUGCCAGUACAGUUAAACAUAACUACGGGGAAAAGGCGCUAAAGGAGAUGAUGAAGGAACACGGAUCUAUCACCUGCCCCAAGACCAAGGAGGUGUUCUGCAUGAAGCGUGUAGAGAAAGUCUAUGUCAUGUAAAACUGCACAUUUAUAUAAAUAUAUGCCAUAUAUUAGCAUUUAAAAACCUAUAUUUCAUAUAUUUUUUUCAACAUACUUUGUAACCCCGUACUAAGACUCGGGUUUGUUUAAAUUUUAUUCUUAAGAUUAACUUCAUGCUGAUUGGCUUUAUAUUUUUGUAGAGUUAUUAUUGUUUAAUUCAACGUUUCUUGUAUUAAAAAAAACCCUUAUUUUAACAUAUAAAUUGAGUAGAAUCUCUGUUUUUUUUUUUUAAAUCAUAGUCAACUACUUGAUGUGAAAUUCAAAAUGGCUGGUGCUGUUCGUCCAUUUUGAAUUCAUUUAUUUUAGUGUUAUUUUAUCUUUUAAAGUUUUAAUAAAGGAAUAUAAGCUAUCCUAUUGUGUAACUUUGAAAAAUAAAUUCAUAUUGUAAAAA
Molecule: messenger RNA, 1430 nt
Organism: Papilio polytes (common Mormon)
Lineage: Eukaryota; Metazoa; Arthropoda; Insecta; Lepidoptera; Papilionidae
Gene: Kaz
Product: macrophage erythroblast attacher
Exons: 7
Coding region: 221-1018 (265 amino acids)
Biological process (GO): proteasome-mediated ubiquitin-dependent protein catabolic process
Cellular component (GO): GID complex; cytoplasm; nucleus
Molecular function (GO): protein binding; ubiquitin-protein transferase activity
Source: RefSeq, a predicted model, not a curated record